Messenger RNA from Stylophora pistillata, 956 nucleotides. Its product is annotated as trafficking regulator of GLUT4 1. The record is from RefSeq and is a predicted model, not a curated record. NCBI's taxonomy places the organism in Eukaryota, Metazoa, Cnidaria, Anthozoa, Scleractinia, Pocilloporidae. Gene Ontology annotation, cellular component: membrane.
CGUUGUUUUGUUAUUUGAGUCAGCGCUAAUCUACUCCACUGGGGCUUCGUUUUGGUUUUUCAGAAGCACUCCGCGUCAAAAAUCAGUCGUAGUUUUCUUCCUUAAAGUGGAACCUGCCCCAUAUAAAAUGAACGUGCAGCUUCCUGGUUCAGCUCAGCCUGUUUAUCCACCUCAACCGGGUUCGUCUGCUCAGCCUGGAUAUCCACCCCAGUCUGGGUUUGCACCCCAACCUGGUUACCCAUCUCAGCCUGGGUAUCCACCUCAGUCUGGGCACGCACCACCUCAUGUUCCACAGACUGUCCAGCAAGUACAGCAAAGUAGCACUGUGAUCAAUGUUGGUGUCCCUGCUACCCAGACUGUUGUUUUGACGCCCAGUCCUCAUCCUCCAAAUUACUUGUUUCUUUCUGUGUUCACCUGCCUUUGCUGUGUAUGGCCCUUAGGACUGGCUGCUAUAGUGUAUUCUUGCAUGGUGGAUAGUUCAUAUGGUGCCGGAGAUUACGCAGCUUCCGUGAGGAACUCUAACAUUGCUAAGUGGCUCAAUGUUGCCUCUAUCCUUUGUGGAAUUAUCAUAAACAUAAUUAUCGUCGUCUCAGUUUCAGCUUGAAACUAAGCAUCUGUUAUGUGGGCGUGGUUUUUAGUUUAUAAAACAUGAGGAAGAGCAUCGCUGAGCUCAUUUGCCAAAUUGGGUUUUUUUUUUUUAUUGUAGGAUUUUGGUCAUACAAACACUUACUCAGCUGUUCGUCUAACGAACUGUUUAUUAACAUAACUUAGCAUAUUUUUCGAUGAUUUCCAAUCAUAUAGUUUUAGGUCUAUUCCACAAUUUUAAAACCUCAUGGCCAUUAACUAUGAUUUCACAGUUACCUUUUACGAUUAAGGCAUAGUUUUUACAGCUUGUUGUUGAAAAGAGUAAAAUCUUAUUUUCGUCAACUUACAAUGUUAAAGGAUUUAAGAUUUUA